Messenger RNA from Fragaria vesca subsp. vesca, 1203 nucleotides. Its product is annotated as peroxidase 55-like. The record is from RefSeq and is a predicted model, not a curated record. The transcript has 3 exons. The coding region runs from base 48 to 1046 and encodes 332 amino acids. Gene Ontology annotation, biological process: response to oxidative stress; hydrogen peroxide catabolic process. Lineage: Eukaryota; Viridiplantae; Streptophyta; Magnoliopsida; Rosales; Rosaceae. Gene Ontology annotation, molecular function: peroxidase activity; heme binding.
ACGGGCAGAGAGAAAGAGAGUGAGAGAGAAUAAAAGGAUAUAGCACAAUGGAGGUAUGGAGAGGCUUGUUGGUGCUUUUGGGUUUGUAUUUGAUGAUGAUUGGUAUGCAGGGGAGGAGAUCGGAAGCACGUUUAGUAGAAAACUUCUAUCGCUCUAGUUGUCCAAAUGUUCAGGCCAUAGUGAAGCAGGCAGUCUCUACGAAACUCAGCCAAACCCCUAUAACGAUUCCGGGUACUCUGCGGCUGUUUUUCCAUGAUUGCUUUAUUGAGGGAUGCGACGCCUCGAUAAUGAUUCAUUCACCAAAUGGGGAUGCAGAGAAAGAUUACUCGGAUAAUCUUUCUUUGGCUGGAGAUGGUUUUGACACCGUAGUCAAGGCUAAGCAAGCAGUCGAAGCACAAUGCCCCGGUGUUGUCUCUUGUGCUGACAUCUUGGCACUUGCUGCCCGUGAUGUUGUAGUCCUAGCCGGAGGCCCUGCAUUUAACGUAGAAUUGGGGCGUCGAGAUGGACUGGUCUCGAAGGCCUCUCGGGUCCCUGGAAAUUUGCCUGAACCGUUUUUUAAUCUGAAGCAACUCAACACCAUGUUUGCCAAGCAUAACCUUUCCCAAACUGAUGUUAUUGCCCUGUCUGGAGCACAUACACUAGGCCUUUCGCACUGCAGCCGUUUUGCAAACCGUUUGUACUCGUUUUCAAAUGCCUCUGCCGUUGAUCCUUCAUUGGAUCCCGGCUACGCGAAGCAGCUGAUGUCAGGCUGCCCGCGAGAUGUUGACAACCUAGUCCACCUAGACCCUCAAACUCCAGACACAUUUGACAACGCAUAUUACCAGAACUUGCUUGCAGGGAAGGGUUUGUUGACUUCAGAUGAGGUUCUGUUCUCUGACUCUGCUUCUAAGCCUACUGUCAUUGAUUUUGCUAAGAACCCAGGUAACUUCAAUGGAGCCUUCAUCGCUGCAAUGAGGAAGCUUGGCAGGGUUGGUGUGAAGACCGGUAACCAAGGAGAGAUAAGGAAAGACUGCGCCGCCUUCAAUAAUGAUCACGGUGAUAGCUAGCUAAGAUCGAUCCAUCUGGGAAUAAUGUAAUUACUGGCAAAAAAGCACAUGGUUAAUACUGUGAUGGUGGAUCAUAUAAAUUCAUCUCCCACAAAAAUGUCUUGAUCAUAUUCACUAUCACGUUCUUCAUACAGAACAAAAAACUAAUAACUUCACC